AUACACCAUCAAAUACACAGACACACACUUAUUACUGCGCAAUACUCUCGUCUCGAUCUAUUCUAUUCUAUCCUAUUCGUAUAGAAUGACAGUUUUGUCACGUAAAAGCAUAUGUAAAUAAGAUGUAUAUCGCUUUAAAUUACUUGAAAUAACGUAUCAAAUUCAUUCUUAAUUCUUAAUCUGACAUGUACUGGACUUUACGAUAGGAGUAUUAAAAGUUAUUACAACAUUCGGCAAUUGCUAAUGAAACAAUCGUAAAUAUAACAUAUAUGCGUUUCACGUAUAAUAUAAUUAUACAAUUUGAUACAAUUUGUUUUUUGUUUAAAAGUUGAGUUGUAUGAUGUUAGCAUAUUCUUUAUAAUCCAUGGGUGUUUUUAGAACAUGUUUAAUAUCGAAACAUAAAUAUUUCCAAUUACAUUAUGUUGGUGUUGUAUGCCAAAUAAAAACCACAUUUUUAAUUAUGGAGGUUAUUAAUAUUGAUUAAAUCGCAUAUGUGUGUAUGGUUAUACGAAUAUUAGGUAUACGUAGAACUGCUUAAUAAAUUUAUGCAGCAAAAGCUCGAUCGAUGGCAUUAUGGAGAAGUUUGUGAUUGACUUGGAUAAAGUUCUCAAUGAUUUUGAAUUCAACGAAGAUUGUGCGGAACAAGUAGCAUCAGUAGCAACUUCUACAAUUAAUGCAUCUACGGAUAAGCAUGCUAUUGAAUCUGUGCCUCCAAAAAUAUACAAUAUUAAUCCUGGAAAAAGCAUAGCGAUUGAUACAAUGCCAUCUCUUGACAAACACAGAGACACUCGACCAAUAGAUGUUGAUUGCAGAUAUUUAUUAACUGAAAAGGGUGUAGCAGACAGUAAAGAUUCUAUAAACAAUUUUUACACGCAUGAUUGUGUCAGUGAUAAAUCAGGACAGAAAUCAUGCGUUCAUACUCAUACUCUUGAUCAAAUGUCUUUGACAAUAUACAAUGACAUAUCGUGCAAUGUAAUACAGAAACAGCAGAAUGGAAGUAAUGAUUCAAAGGAUAGCAAUAGAUAUGAUAAAAAAUUAAAUCAACCAAGUUUCAAGCCUAGUAUUAGCAAUGUUUUUAAUAGUUUAAAUGAAUAUAUCAAUGCUCCUACUGGAAGCUUAAGUUAUGUUCAGCCUAUGUUAGAUGAUCUACCUAAAAUGUCCAUAGAUAAUAUAAUGGAGAAAGAUCUUAUAUUGAGUAAAGAUGUAGCAACCACUAAUAAACAUUCAGUUUCAAAGAAAAAAGAUUUAAUAGAUGUAACUGAUAAAAAUGUCUUAGAUUAUAAAAAUAUCUUACCAGUGGAAGCAAGUACAUUUGUCGAAGUUGAAGUUGGAAACAAACAAGAUAAUGCAAUGCAGAAUGUUAUAUCACAAAAUUCUACUCUGAUACAAUCAGAAAAAAGUAGUAGCAUUACAAUCUUUGUACCGAGCACAACUGUUUCAAAAAACGAACAUGGUAGUAUUAUCACAGGUACAGAAAUGUUUAAAACUGAUGUUAAUGAGAAAGCUUUGGUUAAUGAUGGAAUGUUUAAAGAAGUUUAUGGAAGUAUUGCUAAUGAACAUAAGCAUUUAGAUUUAAAGGAUCAAAAUUUCAUUGAUAAAUGUGUAUUUAUCGAAAAUAAGGGAAGCAAUUCUGUAUUUGAAAAUACUACCAAACUAGAUACGAGUAUAAUAAACAGUAAAGAUCAUAAUGAAAAUGCACAAACGAUUAAAAGCUGCAACAUCUUAUCCAAUAUGUUACAUAAAAUUGAUACUAGUGAUGACUUUUCCGAGGAAAACUUAAAUCAGUAUUUGUUAGAGUUGGAAAAAGAAGAAAAAUCUAAAAUGGAAGAUAUAUCACAUUCGGAUGAUAUUUGGUCGCUAAAAACACAUGACGAAGUAAAAGAUGGUAAAGAAAAUAUUGCAAGUCAGUGUCUUCAAGAUGAUAUUAAUGAAGCACCGAUAGUUGAGAAAAUUAUGAUUGGUGAACUUCAGAAAAUAUCUGAAGAAGAUAUUCAGGAGAAAGUAAAAGAAUUUCCUGUAAUUGAUUAUAUAGAUGCACAUAAUGAAAAUAUAACAGAUGUAGAAUGUAAUGAUGCAAUAAAAAUUGUUUUUAAUGAAAAAAGUAAUUCAGACAGACAAAAUAAUGAGCUGGAUAAAAUAAUAAAAGAUAAGGAUGUAAUUGAGACAAUUGAUCAAGAUAUAGUUAUACCAGAGGAUACCUUGCAGUCUGUAUCAACUAUUGCUGUUGAAGUCACAUCAAAAUUUGAAAAUGUUAGAGAACAGGAUAAUCAACAGAAUAAUAUCAAUACGGCACCGAAAUUACAAGAUAUUAAUGAAGAUACGCGAUUACAGGAUAACAAUAAUGUUGUAGAAAAUUUUUCACAAAAUAAAGAUUAUAAUGAGAGAGUAUACCACCAAGAUAUUACUAAGGAUAGUAAAGCUGUUAUUCCAUUAAAUGAUAACAGAAUACACGAUAGUGGUUUGGUUUCUAAGAUGGAAAUUGCUGAAAUUACUGAUGCUUGUACAAUCUCUUAUAUAAAUGAAAAUAAUCAAGAAAUCGGAAAACCAGUUCGUCCUCAGACAUUGGAUAUUAUUUCGACACAUAAUAAAAACGACUGCCAUACUCUUGGAUCAUUAAGUACUACACCAGGAGAACUGCGACAUUCAGAAACCGAAGGCAUUAUUGAUGAAGAUCGUGGUGCUUCGUCAGAUGUUUCUGAUAAUUCCUUAGUCGAAUGUAAUACCAUAUUGGGAAAGCAACCUCCGUUUUGGGUUCCAGAUAGUGAUGCAUCUAGUUGUAUGUUAUGCGAUAUUAAAUUUACUGUACUUAAAAGACGUCACCAUUGUCGGGCUUGUGGUAAGGUGUUAUGUAACAAAUGUUGCAAUAUGAAAUACAGAUUGGAAUAUCAGGGAAACAUCGAUUCCCGCGUUUGCGUCCCGUGUUAUCAUUUACUCACAAAAGCUGAGAACGGGCAGGGAACUAGUUAUAAUUGGUCAACUAGUUAUAGUUUAUAUGCAGAUUCUAGUGAUGUCAAUUCUUCACAGGAAAGACAGCCUAAUCCAAAUAAUCCCAUGGAGUACUGCUCAACUAUACCACCUUUACAACAGUUAAUCGGCGGUUUACCGCCACCACCAACAGUGAUGGUACCUGUGGGCGUUCUAAAGAGAGAGGGUUCAAAACAUCGUACAGAAGGACAAAAAUCUGUAAUGUUCAGUGACGGAAUAAGGCCUGGCUGUGACCUGACAGAGCUAGACACGUGUUGGGACCCGAAGCCAUCGUAUCGUAAACAAGGAAUCAAACGGAUUUUUGCGUCGGAAUCCACGUUGACAGACACCGCUACGAGGAAACAGAGUCAUCCUCUUCUAGACAAUACGACUAACAGUUAUAUACCGCAUGAUCAUAAUUUAUUGCCCCCGAACGUCACUAUACACAAAGGCCAAAUUACGUAUCAUCCACCCAUAGAUGAAAGCGUACUUUAUAAGACGCUAAAAAAUGAAUGCGAAUCACCGGUAAUGUUCGCGAUUAAUCGGAAUCUCUAUGCGUAUGUGAAAAUAAUUAAUUUAAACUGCUGUGUAAACAAGGUCUGCUGGAAUGUGACAUCAAGAGGUCUUGCUUGCGUUGGCCAAGACGAAGUUAUUUUAUUAGUCGAGAUUUUACCGGAUGAAACGCGAAUUCCAAAGGAUGUUCUCAUAUAUAUUAAUCAACUAUAUCUCGAAGCUAUUAAAGGUAAUACAAUAACGGAACUUGGAUUUUCGGUAUAUCAAGGUAGUAACCUGUUGGGUUCACGCGAGCAUUCGGGAUUUCUUUUUAUUCGUCAAACAUUACAAUGUUUACAAAAAAUUAUUUUACCACCUGCACCUUUCCUAAUUGGACUCUUGAUUCAUAGAUGGGAAACUCCAUGGGCUAAAGUAUUUCCAUUAAGACUUCUUCUACGUCUUGGUGCGGAAUAUCGUUAUUAUCCUUGCCCAUUGGUGUCUGUUCGUUUCCGGGAUGCGUUAUACUUCGAAAUUGGGCAUACCGUCAUGAAAGUAUUAGCGGAUUUUAGAAAUUUUGGAUAUACUUUACCUGGAGUAAGAGGUUUAACAAUUCAUCUCAAGAAUCGAACGACGGACGUUAUGUUUCCUAGAAAUCGAUAUGACCAAGUUAUAAAAGGACUUUAUAACUCGAAUGAUCAUGUAUUGGCUUAUGCUUCAAAUUUUAGUAUAGCCGCUGAUUCACAUUUGGUUUGUAUACAAACAAAUACUGGCGAUGAAAGCAAUUAUCAAACGCAAGCGAUAAAUAUUCACAACAAACCGAGAACAGUAACCGGUGCUAGUUUUAUUGUCAUCAAUGGUGCUCUGAAAUCAUCAAUGGGACUUUCUGCCAAGUCCAGUAUUGUAGAGGAUGGGUUAAUGGUAGAAAUAAUGCCAGAAAAAAUGGAAGCUUUGAAAGCUGCUCUUAAAAAUAUGCAAGAUUUUUCAAUUGGUUGCGGACGUCAGGGAGCACCGGAACCGGACGAGACUGUGAAUAUAAAGUGGGUCGAUAACGAUGUGCUGUUUAACUUGGGAGUCAAAAGUCCCAUUGAUGGACAAUUAAUGGACGGUGUACCAUCUAUUAGAGUACAUAAUGGCACCGAUUAUAAAGGUGCAACCCGAUUUAUACGUUGGACAGAAGUAUUUAUUAUAAAAUCGGAUGAUCAUUCGAAUGGCGUGAAUGAUCCUGUGGAUAUAAAUAAACUAUCUGGAAAUAUAGCAAAAGCAACAUGUGCGGCAUUAGUUAAACUGUUGGAUCUUCUAGCGACAGCAGGUUUAACGAAGCUUGGAGUGCGAGCAACUAUUCAUUCAGACAACGUGGGCUAUGAAGCUGGAAGCGAAGGUAUAAAAUUGCCGCCUAUUUAUAUGAAGAGCUUAGAUAAUGAAUUAAUUCAAGUUUUGCAUAAAGCUGCACAAAAUAGUCAGGAUGCGCAUACAGUGCUUGAGUUGAUAUUCUAUGUACUUGAAGAUUGAAAAGAUUUCGAUGUCCUGCACUCUCAUUGAGCUUAAUUUCUAACUUGUCGAUAUAGUAUGACAAUUAAAAUGCAGCAAAAAUCGACCAUUGUUUGCUAUUAUAUCGUGACAACAGAUAUGUAGCAAACAAAAUCCACCAUAUCGAACACUGACGGCAGAAAUGCAACAAAAAUCAUGAUUUGCUGUCAUAUGUCAUAAUGAAGGAAUGUGAAAGGAAAAAUAAAGCCCAAGUUAAAGUCUUUCAAUGCAAAUGCAAAAGAAUGUGUAUUACUGUUAGCAAGCGAAGAAACAAUAAAACGUAAACUGUAAUUAUGUAAAUAACAUGUGUAGCAACGCCCAUGCCGCUGAGAUCGAAGUGCCGUUUAGCGGUCUGCGAAGGAAAUGAUUCGAACUGUACUAAGCGUUACUUAUUCCAACACAUAAUAAGAAAUGUAUGCAGUGCGAUCAAAUGCUGACAAUAGAAGCAUAGUAGAAAUUAAGCACGAUCUGCCACCAUGAUGUGAUGGCAAAAACACAAGGAUAGAAUGAUGAUCUACUAUCUACUUUAUUAGUUGUUGAAGGCAGAAAGUUAGCAAAAAACGAACAGACGUCACGACACGACAAAAUGCGGUCAAGAUACAUCUGAUAAAACAAAAUACAAUUAUUAAUUAUAUUGAUAUAAAUAUAACAAAACUGAAUAUUAUAAAUAUUAUUGCAUAUAUGUUACUGGUAAGUCGCUAAUUACGUGUAAUUUUUCAAUCGUAAAAUAAUAAUAUCGCAUAAUAAUAUGCGCGUACGUGCGUGCGUGCAUGCGUGCGUGCGUGCGUGUGUGUGUGUGUGUGUGUAAAAUAGUAAUAUAUAGUAAUAUAUGUUAUUAUAGUAGUAUAUGGUCCCCAGAGCACCAAAUCUACCCCAAGAGCAUAUAUCACAAAUGUGUGCUACAUUUAUUAUGUUGAUAAAAUUCUGACAAUAGCUGAACAUAAUUCAUCAUUUUAAAUAAUGUCAGUAGAAACGCAGCAGAAAAUCGCUGCAAUCCCUGCUCGUCAAUCCUCAUGAUAUAAGAAAUGUUGCAAAAAUUAAGCAGAAGCUUUUGGCACAAAACAGUAGAAUUUAAACAUUGGUAUGUUUGCACGAACUCUAUAUUUCAUUUUCGAAUAAAUUAUUAGUUAUUUAAAAAA
Messenger RNA from Formica exsecta, 6122 nucleotides. It is a transcript of the gene Sara, whose product is annotated as zinc finger FYVE domain-containing protein 16. The record is from RefSeq and is a predicted model, not a curated record. Gene Ontology annotation, biological process: endosomal transport. Gene Ontology annotation, cellular component: early endosome membrane. The transcript has 16 exons. Bases 574 to 4965 code for a protein of 1463 amino acids. NCBI's taxonomy places the organism in Eukaryota, Metazoa, Arthropoda, Insecta, Hymenoptera, Formicidae. Gene Ontology annotation, molecular function: metal ion binding.